Molecule: messenger RNA, 510 nt
Organism: Rotaria sp. Silwood2
Lineage: Eukaryota; Metazoa; Rotifera; Eurotatoria; Philodinida; Philodinidae
Source: the annotation of a GenBank genome assembly
AUGCAAUUGGGAUUAAUAAAAACGGCCAUAAAUAACAUUGUCACAGAACUAAACCCAUCUGGAUCAAGUCCUCAGUUCAGUAUCUAUUUCUACGGUGCAGCAUCAACAGUCAGUAUUGUUGCUUCAGUGGUUACUACUGCCUCAGCAGUCAAGACAAAAUUGGACCAGCAACAAUAUACAGUGACACAGUCAAAUCCAUCUACAUUGUCAUUGGCUUUGAAUACUGUGGAUUCAUAUUGUCAGACCUAUUGUCGAUCGGCCAUGCCACGAGUUACUGUUGUUAUCUCUAGUAUACCAGAUUCUUCAGCGGAAUUCACCAUUCGUCAGUUAGAAAGAAAUCGUGGAAUGACAGUCAUCGUUCAAGCAGCCGAAACAUUUAAAACUCGAGUUGUUGCGGAUCUCGUACGUAAACUAGAUGAAAUUAAAAAACGUUUCGCAAAACAUUUUUCAAUAACAUUUUAUGGUCUUGGUAAACGUAUAAAUGAAUCUCGAUUCAUAUUAAUAAAAUAA